UAUUGGCUUGGUAUGACCUCUUGUCAAUCACAUAUGCCCGACAUUCAAUCCCGAAUCAAUAUGAAUCGCCUGUCCAGUCCAACUCGUAUUCUUCGCCACAUCCACAAACGUCUGCGCACAAUCAUCCAACUUCGUCUCCCGCUUCAACGCCGCCAUAUUCUUCAACCCUGCAAUCCUCUCCUCCCCAUACAAAUUCCCCCAAUCCGUCAACAACAACCCGGGCAAAAUCGCAUUCACCCGCACUUUCCCUCCACUCUUCGGACCUUGCGUAUUCGCCAAACACUUCAUUAAAUGAAUCUGCGCCGCUUUCGUCACACUAUACGCCAUGCUGCUCCCGGAUAACGAUUUUCCUGCCACACUCGACGUCAUGAUGAAUACACCCCCAUCGGGAUUCGCCUGAAAGAUGGGCAUGGCUGUUUUGAGAAGAGCGUGAUUGCCUUUGACGUUGGUAUUCCAGCAUUUGUCCCAUUCGUCAUAACUCAAAUCGUCCAGAUUGUCGAAUUGGGAGAAUCGAGUCCAUCCUGCGUUGCCGAUGAUAAUGUCGAGACCACCGAGUGAUUCCACGGUUUCGCGGACGCAGCGUUCAAUGUCCGAGACGUUGCCUGCGUCGCCUUGGAGAACUGUUGUUUUGAUGUGGUAUUGGGAUUCGAGUUCGCGGGAAAGUUCUUUCGCCGGAGCUUCUUUACUGUGGUAGUUGAUGGCGAUAUUGCUGCCUUCUGCGGCGAAUUUGCGAGCUAUUUCUGCUCCGAGUCCUCUUGAUCCGCCUGUGAUGAGGACGUUUCUUCCUUGGAGUGUAUACGGCAUGGUCUGGUGGUGACGCUGGAUUUUAUAAGGGACCCUGACGUGAAUAGGCUGAAACUUGAUGACCCCGCCUAGACCUUCUAAGUUCGCAGGUUGGCCGAGGAUGGAAAGAAAGUGUCCUAGGCCAUGUCCCAUUCGGAUAUACUGUCAUGGAGAUCGACCUCCUUGGACGCCGAUUCUAUCUUUCUUUACUGAUUAGAAAACAUCCAUUCCACAUUACCAGCCAGGGAAGAAAACACCGCUAUGACGAAUCCUAAGCUCAAGCUACUCAACAUGCUCGACCAAGGCCAACCGGUCAUGUCCACUUUCAUGGCAAUGAGAGGCAUGCGUCUAGCUCAAAUCGUAGCCAAUACAGGUCUGGAUGCCGUAAUAAUCGACCGCGAACAUGGCUACGUCGGUGACACGGACAUGCACGAAAUGGUUUCCGCGGUCGUAGCCGCAGGGGCAUCUCCCAUUGUUCGUAUCAGAGGCCCAACAGGACCGCUGAUCAAGCGAGCCUUAGAUAGUGGAGCACAUGGACUACUCGUUCCCAUGAUAGAUACAGCCGAACAAGCUCGAUCGGUAGUUUCGAUGGCCAAGUUCCCCCCACAAGGAGUGCGUGGGGCGGGUUCGGCGUUUGCGUACUUGGAGCAUGGGCUCGCGACAACAUCGGAGUAUGUGGCCAAAGCGAAUCAGAGCUUGGUGACGAUGAUUCAGAUUGAAUCGAGACAAGGACUGGAGAAUGUCGAGGAGAUCUGUCAGGUGGAUGGUGUUGAUCUGUUGUUUAUUGGACCGACUGAUUUGGCCUUGUCAUUACUGGGCUAUACGCCUGCCAAAGGGACCGAGCCGGAGUUUCUCGAGGCGAUGAACAAGAUCGUGGAGACUGCGAAACGGUAUGGGAAGAAGGUGGGGUUGUUUGUGACGGACGGUGAAGCUGCUCGAAAAGCGAGAGAACGCUUCGAUUUUGUUGCUCUCGGCACAGACGUGCGCGCCUUGCAAAGCUUUUAUACGCAGGCGUUGAAGCAGGCCAGAUCGUAACAGCCCAUCGCACUCUCACUGGUCUCGAUGCAGAUGCGGAGAAGGUUGUCUCUGAG
Sphaerulina musiva SO2202 is the source of this 1874-nucleotide messenger RNA. RefSeq names its product Phosphoenolpyruvate/pyruvate domain-containing protein. Gene Ontology annotation, molecular function: aldehyde-lyase activity. The coding region runs from base 1045 to 1818 and encodes 257 amino acids. The record is from RefSeq and is a predicted model, not a curated record. The transcript has 8 exons. NCBI's taxonomy places the organism in Eukaryota, Fungi, Ascomycota, Dothideomycetes, Mycosphaerellales, Mycosphaerellaceae. Gene Ontology annotation, cellular component: cytoplasm.